Messenger RNA from Wasmannia auropunctata (little fire ant), 3688 nucleotides. It is a transcript of the gene Hr96, whose product is annotated as nuclear hormone receptor HR96. Lineage: Eukaryota; Metazoa; Arthropoda; Insecta; Hymenoptera; Formicidae. Bases 406 to 2652 code for a protein of 748 amino acids. The record is from RefSeq and is a predicted model, not a curated record. Gene Ontology annotation, molecular function: RNA polymerase II cis-regulatory region sequence-specific DNA binding; nuclear receptor activity; zinc ion binding. Gene Ontology annotation, biological process: positive regulation of transcription by RNA polymerase II; cell differentiation; negative regulation of transcription by RNA polymerase II. The transcript has 6 exons.
GGGCGGCGGGAUGAACGGAUUGUACGACGAAUUUGUGCGCACCGUCUCGUUAACUGUUGACAAGUGGAGCCGUCAAUUGAGCGCCUCAUUCAGCACGAUCAUUUAAGCAGCUUUUGUAGGCGCGGAUCCGAGCGGGGCGAGAAGGAGGGGGAGGAGGAGGAGGCGGCGGCGGAGGAGGAAGAGAAUGCAGUCGUGAUCGGUGAAGCUCCAGCCACGACCUGGCCUGGCCCUUGGAUGCGAUAAACAAUGUUCACGUGAGUCAACUGCGCUCCGCGAGCGAGAGGACGGGAUAAGGACGUGGGGGAGAGAGAGAGGGAGAAAAAAGAGGAGAGAUUGGAGAACGAUGUUGUUGCCUGCGCGGGUAGAUAAGACGUGUUAAUCGUCGGGAACGCCGCCCCAGGAGCAAUGGACGAUGAACAGCCGGCGAGGGAGGCCAACAAGAUCUGCGGAGUAUGUGGCGACCGGGCGCUCGGCUACAACUUCAACGCCGUCUCCUGCGAAAGCUGCAAGGCCUUCUUCAGGAGGAACGCGCUGAAGAACAAGGACUUUAAAUGCCCCUUCACGCAAAACUGUAGCGUCACAACCAUAACCAGACGAUUUUGCCAAAAAUGUCGUUUGGAUAAAUGCUUCAAUAUUGGCAUGCGCAAGGAGUACAUCAUGUCUGAGGAGGACAAGGUCCUGAAGCGCAAGAAGAUCGAGAAGAACCGCGCGAAGAAACGGACCCAGUCCGACAAUGGCAAAACGUCGAAGAUCAAAAAGGACUGCGUGGACGACUGUACGUUCGAGGACACGUCGAUGUCGGUCAAUUCGGUCGCGUCGACGAUGUCGGAAACGUACUUUUGGGAGUCCGACAGAAAGUACACGGACCUGGACGGCAAUAGGCAGAACGUCGUCGAGAGUAUGAGCCCAGUGACCGCGGCGAGCGUGCCGAGUCCCUCGAGUCCACCGGAGAACACGAACAUCGCCGAAACGAAGACGUUGGACAUGCUGAAGGAGUCCGGUUCGAGGUCCAAUCUUGCGAGCCACGCGAGAUUCACCGAUCUCAUUGUGGCGCCUCAGAGCGCAGGGACGGACAAGAGCUCUCCUCCGAAUUCGGGGAAAUACGAGCAGAAUUCGUUGCAAUUCAAUUCCGACUUUGUAGAUAUUAACCGCGAGUCGUCGAGCUACGGCUCCGCGUUCGAGGAGAAUCUGCCCAGUUACUCCAAAUUCGAGCAAACGCGCGAACGGAAUUCCCCCUUCCUGUUCGUCGAUUGCGUUUCGCACAGCGGGACAGGCCAGUCCGACCCGAGCUCGCCGUCGCAACUCACGAAGGAGGAGGAGCCAUCGAUAUGCCAGAAGCCGAAGGAAACGUGUUCGAGCGGGAGCAACUUGGUCGCGAAGUUCAAGCAGGAUCCCGGCCUGCUGGCAAAGUUCGUCAGCGAUCCGAAUUUAGUCGCCAAGAUAUUUCAAGAUCAGAGGGUAAUAAUGAAGAUUAUGACGGACCCCGAUAUGGCCACGUGCCUGGCGGCGGAUCCGUGUAUCGCGCAAUUCUUGGAGAAGCACAACGCGGCCGAUACGACGGUCACCGCGCGUGACCGUGAUGUCAAAACGAAAGUUCAAUCGAGAGAGGCUGCGCAGAGUAAUGGCAGCUCGGCGGCUGAUUCCAAGUAUACGCCGAAAGCCAAAGGGAGUCACGUGGACAAUCCGAUUCUGACGGACUUGAUUACGAAUCGUAACGCGGAGGAGUGCAAAAAUCAAAAUUUGGAAUCUAGUAGAAGUACAGACUGGAAUAAAAAUACAGCUGACGUUACUAGAGAUGUUCUUCAGGACGUUCAAAGGAUACCAAUUGCUGCUAAUUCUAUAGAGUCUAUCUUAUGUGAGGCCAUUAAAUUGGAAUAUUCAGCGUUUUCUAGUUUCGGUGGUAACCAAAGUAGCAGGGAGUUGAAUGACGCCGAGAGAGCGAAAUUGAACGAGCUGAUAGUUGCUAACAAAGCGUUAUUAGCUCCGUUAGACGAUGACAUAACGAAUUUGGUUGGCGAGGAGUGUAAAUUCAAGAAUAAUUUUGGACAAUCUGAUCCAAUGUUGUUAGACGUUAUAAAUUUGACAGCUAUAGCAAUUAGACGCCUGAUAAAGAUGUCCAAGAAGAUAAACGCCUUUAAGAAUAUGUGUCAAGAGGACCAGUUGGCUCUGCUGAAAGGCGGCUGCACGGAAAUGAUGAUCUUAAGGUCGGCCAUCAAUUACGAUCCGGAUAAAGACAUGUGGAAAAUACCUCAUAGUCAAGAGAGCAUGUCGAAUAUCAAGGUUGACGUUUUAAAGGAAGCGAAAGGAAAUCUGUAUGCGGAGCACGCGAGAUUUGUCAGAACGUUCGAUCCCCGGUGGCGGGACGAAAACAUCAUUCUGAUUUUAAGCGCAAUCGCUCUGUUUACUCCCGAAAGACCGAGAGUCGUGCAUGGCGAUGUCAUUAAAUUGGAGCAGAAUUCGUAUUAUUAUCUCCUCAGACGGUAUCUCGAGAGCGUUUAUCCUGGCUGCGAAGCUAAGUCCACAUUCCUCAAGUUAAUACAGAAGAUUUCUGAACUCCACAAAUUGAACGACGAGGUCGUGGGAGUUUACUUGAACGUCAAUCCAUCCAGCGUGGAACCGCUGCUUAUAGAAAUAUUCGAUUUAAAGCACUGAUUAUUAGCUUGUAAAGUGUCGUGAGUUUCCACUUUGUGUGUACAAUCGGAGAAAUUGAAUUAACGCAUUCGAAUAUUGCAUCCUUUGCGCUUCGUGUAUUCCUACUAAGGUUAUCCUUAAUCGAGGAUGAACCGCGUGUUGGCUAAUAUCGCCAAUCCGGAUAAUUAUAAAAAUGUGAUUAUCGUAAGUCAAAUCUUCAACUGCAUUGCCUCUUUGUAUAAACGGUAUCGUGUAGCAAUUUAAUCUUUAAAUAUCUUCAAGCGAUGUGGAAUGAAGACUUAUACGUGUAAAAUAUCGAAGUAGCUUAAAGAAAACUGGAAAGUACGUGCGGCCGCGCGUAAAAGUCGCCAGGAGUCAACUACACGUAGAAUACGGACGUUGAUACAGAUGGCUGUCAAUGUCUGUUGUAGUUUAGUAGCUAUCAUCACAAAAUGGAACGGCGAGCAAUUUACGCGCGUCAAUUUCGAAUAAAGUUUGACUAAACUUUAGGAUACUAAUAAGGUAAGCGUGCCGUAAUCAACAACAAUAUUUCGCUUCGUAGCAAGCACAUAUUGUAUCAUUAAGUAUUUCGCGGAGUAUCUUUUUCGAUAUCGUGCUCACUGCGUACUGAGAAUAAACGUGCGCGUACAACGACAGCAUAAUAAUUCCUAGGGUGGCUGUUUCGGUCAUUUUUCUCGGGAAAUAGUCAAAUAUAUAUAUAUAUAUAUACAUAUAUACACAUAUAUUUUUUAAUAUGUGGACCGUUAAACUUUAAGUAAAUGAGAAAUGUUGUUUAAUGCGACGUGGCCUGCUCAUAUAUAUUAUAUAUUGUAUAAUUAUAAUUAUGUUAAAAAUUUGUUUUCUAAAAAAUGAGAUUCCAAUGCAAACUCAACUAUAUGAAUUAUGGUAGUUCAGCUUUAGCCAGUGUCUAAAUGUAAAUGAGAGAGAGAGAGAGAGAGAGAGGGAGGGAGGGAUGUUAUACUUGUAUGUGUGUUGCCGCAAUGUACACGAGAUAAAUUGUGAUAUAUCCUGAUAUAAAUAUAUUUUUCAAAAAUUA